UGGUGGUAGGCUGGUAGCAGCCAAACCCAAAAGACACAAAGCCAGAAUAGAGCUGUGUAGGAGUGGAGAGAGUGGGGUUUUGGUCUCUCCAUUUGCUGGGUUCGUCUCCAACAACAGACCACCAUGAGGAACCUCCUGCUGAAGCGGUUCGCUGAUGCCUCCUUCGCUCUAUCUUCCAGAUCCUCCACUUCCCCCAUUCCUGCACUCGCUUCCUCUCUACCCUUCUCCCUCUCUUCACGACGCAAUGCAGUUUCAGCCCCAAUGGUCGAGGAGGAAGCUGAAACAGUUUUGUUCCCCAGGGAGGGUCCUGGAGUUUCCUAUGGUCUCAAUUGGGCUUUGGCUGGAAAAGGUGUAAUUGUCAAAGAUAAAGCUUUUCGAAACUUGAAAUCCUCUGAACUACAGCAGAAAGGUGCAACCAUUGCAGACGCUUUAUCAGGACUAUCGGUUCAUGUUAGAGGAAAUGUACCUGGAGGUGCAGCAGAAAUCUCCAAGGCCCAAUAUAGUAAACUUUUGAAACAGGUCACAAGUCACAUAUCAACUGUCUCAAAUAUUUUUGUCCAUGAUGGGGCUAUUGGUUCAUUCCCAAAAUGUGAUGCGAAAGUUCGUGUGAUAAGUGAUUGUCCCUCUGCUGUAUUAUCAUUAUCAAAUUUUCUCUGGAGAACUCCAACUCGUGCAGUAUCCCAUGAUUCUUGUCCUCUAACUGUUUAUGUUGCUGCAUCUAUAAGUCCAAAUGCUGGGGAUGUCAUUGGUCUUAAAGUUCAAGGGAAUAAUGGAUUUAUUGCUGUGGAUAUUGAGCGCUCAUCACUCAUUUUAUGUGGUAAAGCUUUCUGUGAUACAAAUGGAACAAAAGAAGCACUAGCUGCCUUGUCUGAACCUAUUAUUUCUGCACGGGGAGGGAUUCCUUUAUCUGCAAGGCUUCUCGUCUCUGGUGAUUCUGUGAUUCUUUUAUUUGCACCGGAAGAUAUAAUUCAGAGCUGUUCAGAUUCAUUGGUAUCUGCAGAUGCAGGAGUGGUUCUUACUCCACAAGGUGUCGCCCCAUUUUUUCACACGGGGGAUUCCACAUCUCCAAAUUUAUUCAAGUUACCAGCUGCUGUUAUUCUCGCAACUUCUGAUAGUUCAGGAGUUGUCCCUUCUGCUUCAAAGCUGUCUGCUGGCCAAGCAGCUUAUCACUUUUUGGCUGGCUAUCAGGAUGGGAAGUUUGUUCCUGCAUACAGUAAGGGUUCUUCCAUCGACUCAUUGGAGCUUGCAAAAGCUCUUCUAUCCAAGUUGAAAGACAACCAAAUCUCAUCUUUCCUAGUUAAUGUCAAUGAAGCAGAAAAACGUGUGACUGGCAAUGAUUUUGUUAAAUUGGUGCAAUCAACUCUAUCCCAAAACCUUUCCCCAUUCAAACCUAAAGGUAGCUUCAUAAUUUUUUUACCUGCACCAAUCUUUUCAGUAUCGCUUAUGGACAUUACGAUGUCUUUGCAGGCGGAGAUCUCCAAGGAAAGAUCAAGAGCUUUUUAUUUGGCAAGUUUCAAGAAUUACCCGAGGAACUAUCAUUUUGAGAUCUCUUUUGUUAUUGCAACUCUUUUUUACGUUUCCAUGGUAACAAUGUUCUUACUGAUUUUUAUUUUUGGGUUUUCCCCCCCUCCCCAAAUGCAUCUCAAUAUUUGUAAAAUUUUUGCUUCCUAAUGGUAUGUCUGGAGGGUGUACUAUAAAAGGUAAUAAAAUAUACUGUUGCUCUUUACUUAUUUAA
Malania oleifera is the source of this 1735-nucleotide messenger RNA. RefSeq lists its product as uncharacterized. Gene Ontology annotation, molecular function: ATP binding; phosphoenolpyruvate carboxykinase (ATP) activity. Gene Ontology annotation, cellular component: cytosol. The transcript is spliced from 10 exons. The record is from RefSeq and is a predicted model, not a curated record. Gene Ontology annotation, biological process: gluconeogenesis. Lineage: Eukaryota; Viridiplantae; Streptophyta; Magnoliopsida; Santalales; Ximeniaceae. The coding region runs from base 124 to 1671 and encodes 515 amino acids.